Molecule: messenger RNA, 2250 nt
Organism: Phacochoerus africanus (Common warthog)
Lineage: Eukaryota; Metazoa; Chordata; Mammalia; Artiodactyla; Suidae
Gene: COQ8B
Product: coenzyme Q8B
Exons: 15
Coding region: 85-1680 (531 amino acids)
Biological process (GO): ubiquinone biosynthetic process
Cellular component (GO): extrinsic component of mitochondrial inner membrane
Molecular function (GO): kinase activity
Source: RefSeq, a predicted model, not a curated record
GGGAAACGGGAGGAAUUGUGGGUGCCUGGCAACAGAGGGGAAGGCGGUGCCUAGCAACAAGGGGGUCAGAGGAGUGGAGAGACAAUGUGGCUGGAGGUAGGGGGCUCACUGCGAGGGACCUGUGGACACCUGGGCCGGACUAUUGGUCUGCCCUGUGGGGCCCUGGGGCCUGGGCCCCGCUGCUGGUGUUCACGUCUUUUGCAGGGGCCACGUGGGGGUUCCUGGGCCCAAAAACUUCAUCAGGAUGGGCCUGGCAGGGGUCUGGGUGAGGAGGACAUUCACAAGGCACGGGAGGCACGAAUCAGGAAGACGCCCCGGCCCCAGCUGAGUGACCGUGCUCGAGAACGCAAGGUGCCGGCUUCGCGCAUCAGCCGCUUGGCCAACUUUGGGGGACUGGCUGUGAGCUUGGGGCUGGGAGCACUGGCUGAGGUGGCCAAGAAUUCCCUGCUCGGAGGACGUCCCCAAUCAGAGGGAGGCUCCCAGCCAGGCUCCAGCCCUUUCCUGUCGGAGGCCAAUGCUGAGCGGAUCGUGCAGACCUUGUGUACAGUUCGGGGGGCCGCCCUCAAGGUUGGCCAAAUGCUCAGCAUCCAGGACAACAGCUUCAUCAGCCCCCAGCUGCAACGCAUCUUCGAGCGUGUCCGUCAGAGCGCCGACUUCAUGCCCCGCUGGCAGAUGCUGAGGGUUCUCGAAGAGGAGCUCGGCAAGGACUGGCAGGCCAAGGUGGCCUCUUUGGAGGAGGUGCCCUUUGCAGCUGCCUCAAUUGGACAGGUGCACCAGGGUGUGCUGAGGGAUGGGACAGAGGUGGCUGUGAAGAUCCAGUACCCGGGCGUUGCCCAAAGCAUCCAGAGUGACGUCCAGAACCUGCUGGCGGUGCUCAAGAUGAGUGUGGCCCUGCCGGAGGGCCUGUUUGCAGAGCAGAGCCUGCAGGCCUUGCAGCGGGAGCUGGCUUGGGAGUGUGACUACCAUCGUGAGGCGGCUUGUGCCCAGAACUUCAGGCAGCUGUUGGCAGAUGACCCCUUCUUUCGGGUUCCAGCCGUGAUCCAGGAGUUGUGCACGACGCGGGUGCUGGGCAUGGAGCUGGCCGGAGGGGUUCCUCUGGACCAGUGCCAGGGCCUGAGCCAGGACAUCCGGAACCAGAUCUGCUUCCAGCUCCUGCGGCUUUGCCUGCGGGAGCUGUUCGAGUUCCGAUUCAUGCAGACGGAUCCCAACUGGGCCAACUUCCUGUAUGACGCCUCCAGCCAUCAGGUGACCUUGCUGGACUUUGGUGCAAGCCGGGAAUUUGGGACCGAAUUCACGGACCAUUACAUUGAGGUGGUGAUGGCUGCAGCCAAUGGAGACCGAGACCGGGUCCUGCAGAAGUCGAGGGAUCUCAGAUUCCUCACUGGCUUUGAGACCAAGGCAUUCUCUGACGCCCACGUGGAAGCGGUGAUGAUCCUUGGGGAGCCCUUCGCCACCCAGGGCCCUUACGACUUUGGGGCGGGGGACACUGCCCGCCGUGUGCAGGGGCUUAUCCCUGUGCUGCUGCAGCACCGGCUUCGCCCACCCCCCGAAGAGACCUAUGCCCUGCACAGAAAGCUGGCAGGGGCCUUCCUGGCCUGCUCCCGCCUCCGUGCCCACAUUGCCUGCCGGGACCUCUUCCAGGACACCUACCACCGCUACUGGGCCAGUCGCCAGGCGUAGCCACCACCCAAAGCCUCUUGACCAGAGGGGAUGUCUGCUCAGACCCCUCAGAGAGCUCCAUCUCUCUCAGGGACUCCAGCCCCACGGCAGGCCAUCCUCUGCUAUGAGGCCUCCUUCCCACGCUGCUCCAGCUCUGGGGACCCCGCCCUUGGGCUUCCCAGUCUUGCCUAGCUCCCUGGCUCACCCAGGGCUGGGGAACCCCGGGACUAGGGAACUCCCAGCUUCAUGGCACCAUAUCCUGCUCUCCCCACUGCGAAGGGGGCAUGUGGGCACUCUAUCCGGAUAUGAAUUUGUUUCUGCCAACAUUUGAGAGAGCCUUAGGCCCCUGUGCACUGCCAUCGCGGAGAACCAGACACAUCCUGAGAGGGAGCCCCUCACCUCGGCUUCAGGUCUCCCACAGAUGUGGCCAGUGAAAGAGGAGAGGCAGUGGGUGGUGGGGGCAGCCUUCACCUUUGCCUCCCUCACUCCCGCACCAGCUGCCUUCUCCCCACUUCCAUCCUCUCUGUGCGGUGGGGAGGGCAUGGGGGGGUGAUUAAACUUUUAGUCCUAAUAAAAGUGACCCUCCCCUUC